AUGCAGAAGGGCUGGAAGAAGUACUUCGGGCAGAAGUCCCUCAGCGAGGUGACCAUGGACGAGUACCUGGGCAGCCUGGGGCUCUACCGCAAGCUCACGGCCAAGGACGCCUCGUGCCUCUUCCGCGCCGUUUCCGAGCAGGUAUAUGCUUGCCAGAUUCAUCAUAUGGCAGUCAGGCAAGCUUGUGUUUCAUUCCUGAGAAAAAACCAAUCUAACUUUGAAUCUUUUGUGGAAGGGUCAUUUGAAAAAUACCUGGAACGGCUUGGAGACCCCAAGGAAAGUGCUGGACACCUAGAAAUCAGAGCCUUCUCACUGAUUUAUAAUCGAGACUUCAUUCUCUAUCGACACCCUGGAAAGCCACCUUCUUAUGCAACUGACAAUGGCUUUGAAGAUAAGAUUCUCCUGUGUUGUUCCAGUAAUGGCCAUUAUGACUCAGUGUACACCAAACAAUUUCAGGCAAAUGCUGCCAUUUGCCAGGCUGUGUUGUAUGAGAUCCUGUACAAAAAUGUGUUCUAUGUGCCCGAAGAGGAAUUGAGGACCGCAGUUGAGAUGUUUCGAAGUGGAGCCAAGAAAAACCGAAAUAGUGCAUCUGUUGGAAGUGAAGAUGCCAAUUUUGACUGCCCUGUUGACAGAUCAAACAAAAAUUUUUCAGAAAAGAGGGUGGAAGAUUGGGAAAGCUAUGAAUCGGCUAUUCUGCCAGCAGAAAAAUGCAAGCAAGGCACUGAGGAAGCAAAGCCUUCUGAAAAUCCCAAGAUGCCCUUUCCCUACAAGGUGUUGAAAGCACUGGACCCUGAGAUCUAUCGGAACAUAGAAUUUGAUGUGUGGUUGGACAGCAGGAAAGAACUGCAAAAAACUGAUUAUUUGGUGUUUGCUGGAAGACAGUAUUACUUAGGUGACAAGUGUCAGGUACGCCUAGAGACUGGGGGGAAAUAUUACAAUGCGCACAUACAAGAUGUUGGGCAGGAUACUAUGGUAACGGUCUUCAUCGAAGAGCUGGCAGAGAAGCAUGUUGUUCCUUUGGUAAAUUUGAAACCUGUGACACAGGUGACACCAGUACCUGCGUGGAAUGUGGUCCCCAGUCGCAAAGGAGGAAACUAUCAGAAAAUAUCAGAUAUGGAUAUAAAAUCACGGAAGAAACUGUUUAAAAAAGUCCGUGGAAAGGAAAGUGGAGGGCAUAUAGCGCCUUAUGAACAUUACCAUUCUCAGAAUUCCCAGAGGUCUGGCAGGGGGUAUGGAAUGCCCAGAUGGGGAACUGACCGAUUUAUAAAUAGAAACAACAUGGUCGGGCCAGAAAUGGCAUAUCCCAGUCCAGGCAAGAGAUACUAUCACAGCUAUGAUAAUUUCUCCUAUAGAUCUAGGUCAUACAGCCGCAGUCGCAGGCAGAUGCAGUGUGUAAACAAAGAAUGCCAGUAUGGAUUUGCAGCGGAGACUGGUGAGGAACCUCAAGGCUUGGAAGAAACCAUCACCUUCUAUGAAAUUGAAGAAGGGGACGACACAACUUUUCCAGCUCCCCCUAAUCAGGGUAACCCACCUCCAAUAGUUCCUGAUCCUGCUGGAUUUUGGGUAGCCAGAAGGGGCCCAGCUCCAAUCCCAUCUAACAAGCAGGCUCUAAAUUCCUCGGAGGAAGAAGUGGAUGAUCCCAGUGAUAGUGGAGAAUAUCAUGAGGAUUACCUGUAUACCCCUCCAGAUCCAGGCUGUGAAACUCCAACCGUAUUUACUACAGCUGAAGCUGCAACAAACUUGGUCAUGCUGAAUUCGGCUGUCGUCUCAAACUCUUCUUGCAACAACACUACUCCAAGUACUGCCUUUUCUUCCAGCUUGGCAGCUACUUCUCAAGUCAGUGGCACCGUCUCUGCUCCCCAGAAUGGGGUUCAGCCCAUGUUGGAGUUCGGGGCAAUCCUGGAGAGGAGGAUGGAUUACAGGAACCAGCCAGCAACCACCCUGAGGGAAUGGGCGCUCCAGAUGUCGACCUGCCAGCAGACUCGGGAAGAGUUCCUGGAAGAACUGGAGGAAUGCCUUAGAGGGAAUGCGGCUGGAAAUAAAGGGACCCUAGCUGACCUCAUGGGACCUCGAGAGCAGAUUGGUGUGGAGGAGGCUCAGGAAACCUGGAAGGAGGAGAUUGGGCAUCGACUUUGCUCUGCCAGUCUCGGAAUGUUGGAUACCUACUACCGAGCGAUGAGGGGUGAACCGGGAGGAAUUGUGAUUCCUUCAGUGCAGUAUCAGUAUCAGCCGGCUCCUCUUCCUCCUGGCAGCGAUGUUGGGGACAACGGAGGUGUUACUCCUCCUUACUCCUGUGAUCCUAGUGGCAGCGACCUUCCUAGAGAUCCAAAGAUUGUGCAGUAUUAUUUUAAUUUGGGUUUGCAGUAUUAUCACCAGACCUGUUGGAAUCCUAUGAUGUAUGUACAGCCAGUACCACCAUCCCCACACAUGGAAACUUAUCAGACAUACACAGAGCCUCUCCCUGUAGUAGAUCAGUCGAUGGCACCAGCAUACCCUGAAGCUGGGAGGAGUGAUGUGCACCCAGUUCCUGCAGACUCCUCCCCAAAUGGUACUUUAUCCAUUGGAGACCAGCCUCCUCCCCCUGGAACAGUUUAUUAUCCAGUGGCGACAGAUCCCUACAGCCAACCGCCUCCACCUGGUUUUGACGCUUGUGUCCCCUUAGCUCCAGCCUACCACUAUGUUAGCCCCUGGUACCCAGUGAAUGUAUCCUACGGGAAUUCUUCGCGAAUCCACAGUGCUGUGAAUCCGGGCCACUUUCAUCAAGUUGGCUAUGUGACCUCAUCAAAUCCUGCACCACACUUUGUAGCUCAAAGUAUGUAG
Eublepharis macularius is the source of this 2820-nucleotide messenger RNA. Its product is annotated as putative bifunctional UDP-N-acetylglucosamine transferase and deubiquitinase ALG13. Bases 1 to 2820 code for a protein of 939 amino acids. The record is from RefSeq and is a predicted model, not a curated record. Gene Ontology annotation, molecular function: cysteine-type deubiquitinase activity. Gene Ontology annotation, biological process: protein deubiquitination. NCBI's taxonomy places the organism in Eukaryota, Metazoa, Chordata, Lepidosauria, Squamata, Eublepharidae. The transcript has 25 exons.